AUGCUUUAAGAGUAUGAGGAAUCUGCUCAGCAAGCACCAGCUUUUGAUAAUGAUCUAAGUAAGCCACUUGUGAGACAAGCCACAAAUCAAGCAGAGAACCAGAAAACAUUGAAUUUCAUAUUCGGCGUUAUUUUCUUGACAAAUUUAAUGAUAAAUGUGGAUCACGGAAUCCUUCCAGCAUGUACCAAGGAGGUAAAGAAGGAUCUACACCUUGAUGACGCGAAUCUUGGUCUGCUAGGAUCACUAGUCUAUGCUGGACUAGUUAUUGGAUCUUUGUUCGCAAUGCCGAUUUUUAAUUAUGGCAACACCAAGUUUGUUUUGAUAGUCUGCUUAUUACUUAACUCAUUUGCCCUUUUAUUAUUUACUUUGACUGACAAGUACUCUAUGCUUGUCAUUUCAAGAGUCAGUGUUGGAUUUUUCUAAGUGUUUUUCUGCAUAUAUUUCCCUGUCUGGGUCGAUUUAUUUGCUGAUGAAAAAAGAAAAACAGUAUGGCUUACACUUUUGCUUCUUGGUGUGCCCUUAGGUAUUAUCAUUGGCUACUUGUCAACUGCAAUAAUCGUUAUGUACUCUGAUUGGAGAUUGGUAUUCUAUAUUUAAAGUGGGUUUAUUGUUCCUCUGGCCAUGUGCUUUAUGCUAACUCCAUCUAAAUUCAUAGUCUUUUCAGGAUAUGCGAACAUCACAGACAAUGAUACGACGAGUAAGAGAACUGAAAGUAUGAAUUUCUACAACUUAAGUGGGUUCGAGUCCAAGAACAAAGGGACAUCCUUUCAUAGAAGGGGUUCAUCCAAUAUUAACAUAGCCCAGUCUCAGCAAAGCUAAAAUAGGGAUCCUGAUUCGCCAUCAUUUGCAUUAAACAAGACAAAAACAGAAGAUUAAAGCUUUACCUAAACUAAGACUCAAAUUGAUUCAAGAUACAGAAACUUAAUGGCAAAUAAUAGAAGAGAUGGGAUCGAUUCAAUGAGAGAUCCUAAUGUAGACAAGAGUAAUCUUGAGAAGAAUUCAGAUUACAACAAUAGAUUAAAGAUUUAGCACCAGAUCAGAAAUCAUAGCAGGGCAGACUAUUAGCUCCAAGGAAUGCCAACUAGAGGACGUGCUAAUUCAAUAGAGACCUAAAAGUAUAGAAAAAAGCAACAGAGAGAAUUAAGAAAAGCAUAAAAAAUGGUGGAAAAUUACACACUUAAAUAAAAAAUAAUGUAUCUCUUGACUAACUUCAACUUCAUGCUUCUUCUGCUCGCAAUGACUGGGGUCUACUUUGUUACUACUGGAAUUUAAUUCUGGAUCACUGACUAUUUUAUGAAUGUCCUCGGGCAGACUAAGAAUAAGGCUUUCAUUACAUUUACAAUAAUCUGUAUAUCUGGUCCAAUUUUAGGAGUUAUUGUUGGUGGUUACAUUUUCAAUUCAAUCGGUGGGUAUAAUAGCCCUUAAGCUUAUCCACUUGCAGUUUUUGUGAUGUGCUUAGGAGCUUCAUGCGGCUUCCCAUUAGUCUUUGUCACUAAUUUCUACUUAGUCUCAUUUUUGCUAUGGGGAUAAUUCUUCUUUGGAGGCUUUUGCAUGCCCGUACUCACAGGUAUAUUGCUCAAUACUUGUCCAGCUUCGUUAAGAACUAUUGCUAAUUCAAUAGCUAACCUGGUUUAUAAUCUCUUAGGCUAUUUACCAGCUCCCUAUAUUUACGGUCUCAUCUAUCAACUUGAUGGUAGUGGAGAAAGUAGAGCAGGAAUGCUAUCCCUUCAAAUUUCAGCAGUUGCUUCAAGUGCACUUCUUGGACUUCUACUUAUUAAAAUGAGAGCUUUGGAGAAAAAGCAAAAGGCGACUAAUUAAACCAAGAAUCAACUUUCUCAAGGAGGUGCCGCUCUUGAUAUCCUAGACAACGAUUAAAUCGGCCCAUUACUAUCAAAAUAAAGCGAUGAUGAAUCAGUAAUGAGAUCAAGAAGGAAGGUAGCAAGCAUUUCUUCAGUUGGUGAAGAUAGCGAUGAUGAAUACGGAACAGAGAAAAGAUCGUUUAAGACACCAGUCAGUGAUAGAAUCAAGUUAGAAUCUACUUCAGUACUUUAUAGUAAAUCUGUUUAUCCACUUUCACUUGGCAUUCACGAAGAGGAUUGA
This is a messenger RNA of Stylonychia lemnae, 2100 nucleotides long. The record is from the annotation of a GenBank genome assembly. Lineage: Eukaryota; Ciliophora; Spirotrichea; Sporadotrichida; Oxytrichidae.